Molecule: messenger RNA, 2238 nt
Organism: Vavraia culicis subsp. floridensis
Lineage: Eukaryota; Fungi; Microsporidia; Pleistophoridae
Exons: 1
Coding region: 1-2034 (677 amino acids)
Cellular component (GO): membrane; cytoplasm; microtubule
Molecular function (GO): GTP binding; microtubule binding; GTPase activity
Source: RefSeq, a predicted model, not a curated record
AUGCCCCUACCACCCCACAUAGCAAAGCUCAUCAAACUGCAGCAAAUUCUGCAGCCAACCGCACGAAUAGAGCUGCCACAAAUAAUAGUAAUUGGUCCGCAGAGCAGUGGCAAGAGCAGCGUGUUAGAACGUAUCAUAGGACACGAUUUGUUGCCCAAGGGGGAUGACCUGGUCACGCGGUGUCCUGUUGUUAUCAAUCUGAGGAAUGUUGGCGAGGAUUACUGGGGAUGUGAUAAUAAGGAGAACGUGGAGAGUGGGAAUGAAUGUGGUGAUAUGAGCAGAGGAGAGUGCGGAAUGGUUCGUGGGGGGAGUGUGAAUGGAGAGAACGAGCCUGGUACGAGCAAUGCGGAUAAUACGGCUGAUACGUACAGCUCCGCGGACUGUCCUAAAAAGGGGCGCAGCAGUAAAAUUACGAGGGAGUACGCCAUGUUCUCGGAUGGCAACGAUGUUUAUGACCUGUCCGUUGUAAAGGAGGAGAUAAGACGUAAGAUGGCAUUGCUGUGCGGUAGUCGGAAAGAGAUAUCGUCACAACAAAUUAUUUUAACGUUGUAUCUGCGCAAAACGGUGCAUAUAACACUGGUAGACCUGCCCGGUCUUACCAAGGUACCGGUUGGUGCACAGCCCAAUGAGAUAGAGCAGAUAGUUGAUGACCUGAACAUGGGCUACUGCCGAAACACCAAUUCAAUCAUACUGGCCGUGAUUAACGGGUGCGUAGAUCUGGUCAACUCCGAGUCCUUGAAAAUUGCACGGCUGUGCGAUCCAGGAUACACACGAACAAUGGGUGUGGUCACCAAGCUUGAUCUGGUGGAUGACAGGCAGUCAAUACGCACCAUACUGGAGAACACGAAGAUAAAACUAGGACUGGGCUAUGUGGGCGUAAUAAACAGGAACACGAAGGCGUUGCACAGCGUGAGCAUGGAGGAACAUGCAAAGCGAGAAAAGGGAUUCUUCAGGACAAGGUUCAACGCUUUUUAUCCGCGUAUAGGCACGCUGUACCUGAUAGAACGGGUGUAUGACACGUUCAAGGAGAAGACGCGGGCAUUUCUCGGUGAGCUACGCGAUACGCUGGAAAUGGAGAACAGCAGGCUGAGAGAGAUGGAAAGGAACGAUAUAACGUACUUCUAUCGAAUGGUUGAUGAAUAUGUUCACCAUGUAUGCCUCAAGCUGAAGAAUGAGCACAGUGCCGGUCAGCUGCUCAGUGAUGAGAUCAAUUUGAAGGCGUACGCCAAGCUGGCGGAUCUGCACGUAACUAUCGAAAUGAAGAACGUUUUUCUGAACGAAGCACAGUUCAUGCACUACAUAAGGAGAAAGACAGACCAUCUGCACGUGCAGAUCGUAGGCAGGGUUGGCAAAGUGUGCGAUGCGGUGAAGAUGUACGUGGAAAGUGUACGGAACGGUGAAAGUGUGCAUGAGCAUGGUGAAGAUGUGCGGGUGGACAGAAAAGGCUUUUUCAGUUUGUUUUCACCCAUACGGUUCCUUGCCGAGAAGGGGCGGGUGUGCGAUGAUCCGAAGCCUUCGCCCGUGCAUUUCCUUGCCGAGAGGGGGGGGAUAAGCGAUAACACGGGUGAAACAACCGACCCGUUCCUCAGUGCCCUUGACAACGAUCUGAGGGCAAAAGUCAUUCUCAAGCUUAACGAGGCAGCAGCAGCAAUGCUCAGCACACAAAGAACAAAAUUCAUACAAAACAUCGACCAAUACUUCCGGAUACAGCAGUCAUACGUAGACGUAGACCACCCUGACUUUAACACACCAACAGUGAGCCACAGCAUAUUCGAACGCAAGAAGGAUAUGCUGGGCAUGUCCCUUGAUCUCAUGACCACGUAUGUAAAUGCGUAUUACGGCAUUGUUAAGAAAGAAAUUGAGCAUUACUUCGUUAAGAGCAUGUUUUUUUACUUCGUAGAUUUUUUCAGGACGGAGUUUAGGAUGGCGAUGCUGAGACGAUCUGAGGAGUUCAAGUUUGUGUGUGAGAGCGGGGAAGCAGGGGACAGAGUAAAGGAGAAUGAACGAUUGCUGAGGAUAAUUAGGAAGGGCUAGUGUUGGUGCACGCUACGGGUGUCGUUGUGGAGGACAUGCACUUACGUAUGAGGGGAGGAGACCACAUAUAAACAGCUGAUUGUAGGGUGUGAUUGAUUUGAAUGAAAGAGAUGGCACGCCGUACGUAUAGAGGUAUGCUAUGGCAAGUGAAAGCGUCUUUUUUUACUUUUUAGAGCGGAUCUACCACGUAAUCGUUAAUUCGUG